Messenger RNA from Botrytis byssoidea, 2142 nucleotides. RefSeq lists its product as uncharacterized. Lineage: Eukaryota; Fungi; Ascomycota; Leotiomycetes; Helotiales; Sclerotiniaceae. The record is from RefSeq and is a predicted model, not a curated record. Bases 1 to 2142 code for a protein of 713 amino acids. The transcript has a single exon.
AUGAGCGACAAGACCGUCCACGGAGAAUGGGCACCAAAAUUCCAACUUGGAAAUUGCGCUAUUCAUCUUCACCUACUACCGACUGGCAAGGUACUUUACUGGGGUCGACGCUCUGCUGUGCACAGCAUGGAUUAUUGGACGCUCAAUGAGCACAAAACCCACGUCUACAUCUUGGAUGUCGACACCCUAGAGAGUAAACGCACUGCUCAUGACCCGAUGAACGAAGACGAGCUUUCCGUGAAUCUCUUCUGUUCCGGGCACACGUUCCAACCAGACGGUACCCUGAUUAUCUUCGGUGGACAUGUGCUGGAUGGCUUCGGGGAAGACCAAGCUUGUGUUUACGAUCCCUUCCAAGAUCAGUGGACGGUAAUGCCUAUGAUGGCUGCAGGUCGCUGGUAUCCCUCUGCUAUAACUUUGUCUGAUGGUAGAGGCCUUGUUGUGUCGGGUAGCUCGCAAGAUGUCACAAACCCUGUGAUCAACCUGGUCCCCCAGAUCUGGGACUCACAUUCAAGUACAUGGGGCAUAGUCCAAACGCCUCUCGUUGAUAUUUUCGCUCUUUACCCACGGCUUUACCACGUUCCAGACGGGAGAAUAUUCAUGGCGGGCCCAUUGCGAAGCUCUCGUUUUCUCGAUUUGAAUGCUCAUGGUGGCCAUGGUGAAUGGUCGAGCGAUACCGAUUCGCCAUUCCGCAAUGCGGGCCAGCGCGAGUACGCCGCUUCAACUAUGUAUGAUAGUGGCAAGAUUCUCUACGUUGGUGGUGGAGGUGGUGAUGCUGUUACUCCCACCAACGCUGCAGAGAUCAUUGAUCUGAACGAGCCAAAACCACACUGGAAAUAUACGACUGAAAUCGGUCAUGGGCGCCGACAUUCCUUUGCUACCACGUUGCCCGAUGGCAGUGUGCUUGUGACUGGAGGAACCAAAGGGUUAGGCUUUAAUGACUUGUCUCCGGGUCAGCCUGUCCAUGAGCCUGAGCUGUGGGAUCCUGCUACCACAAAGUGGUCUACGAUGGCCCCGGAGGACGAUGAUCGUUGCUACCACCACACCGCACUACUACUACCCGAUGGCACAGUUCUUUCAGCUGGUGGUGGGGAAUACGAUCCGGACAAUCAAAAGAGACCCAACGAGCCUGAGCACACUCUAACCACCGCCCAGAUAUUCAGCCCACCUUAUUUGUUCAAAGGCGAACGACCGACCAUUAGUGAACCACCAGAGGUUGUCGACUAUGGCCAGAAAUUCAAAGUCACAGUCGGCGAACACGAUGUGAUUGGCAAGGUGAGCUGGACACGACUUGGAUCUGUCACUCAUUCACACAAUAUGAACCAAUCAUUCCAAUUCUUGAACUUUACAAUCAGUGGGACAGAGGUCACCAUAGAAGCACCAAAGAAUCAUUUUUUGGCUCCACCAGGUCAUUACAUGCUUUUCCUUGUGAGCGAAGAAGGCGUACCAGCAGUGGCACCUAUCAUGCUGCUCAGACCGGACGUUGUGAUACCCGUACAACCACAACUGCCUCCUGAGUUAUCAACACAAAAUGCUAUUUUGGAGAAAAACAUCGGCGUGUCCCUCGAGAUGCGCAAUCAGAAGGUCGUCUCAGAACAGGACGGGCCACCUGUCAUUGUUGGUCUUACCCCCACUUGUCCCUACGGUCUCGGUGCUUGCUGGGGUGGAGCAUACGAAGCACUAAACAGUAUCAAAGAUAUCAAGACCGUCCUUCCCAGACCAAAUGCAACCAUCUCUGUUGCCUUUGUUUACCUCCACGAUGAUAUUCUGCCCGAUAUCAACGUAUGGCGGAAGGAGCUCUUCGAGAUCGACGGGGGCACGUAUAAUAUGCGUGGCAUUGAGAUGACACUUACGGGUGUGGUUACCAUGAAUGGCAGACAACUAACAUUAUCUGGUACAUCGACUCGAUCUGAAGUGGUCCUUAAUCAGUUCCUGGCAGACAGCAAGCUCGAAUGGGAUAACGUGGCAAAGGUACCCAAGCCACUUACCAAAGAAGAAGCCAGCGCGUAUACCCGGUUACAUCAGACAGUAGUCUCUCAUCCAGAGGGAUUAUCGCUGCAGGUGACUGGGCGGCUGCAAAUGGACGAGAACAACAAAUAUUCUUUGGAUGUGAAAGGCUUUAUGGAACCUUCAGAAUCAGGCUAG